AUGCUCUGCCAAACCACACUGUCUGAAAGCAGGCAGCACCGAAUUAGUGUUGGCAGUCAGGCAUCGAGGCAGUUUAGUUUUAAAACUGGAGCAUCUGUCACCAUCCCGUGUCGUUAUGAUAGCACAUAUAUACAACAUAAGAAACACUGGUGCUUUGACGCUUCUGCAGCAUACAAUUACUGCAAAAUUCAGGCGUAUGCCAAUGAGACACAGGGGAAAGUGACAGUGACUGAUAACCCAGCUGAGAGUCUCUUUACUGUGACUAUGAAUAAUCUCCAGACAGAAAACACUGGAUGGUACUGGUGUGUUGUAGAUAUAGGUGGAAUAUUCGAUCCAGAUGUUAAAGAACAACUUCAUAUCACAGUGAAAUCAGAUCCUGAUCUGUCUGUGAUGGAGAGCAGAGUGAGUGGUGAGGAAGGAGGCAGCGUCACAGUCCAGUGUAACUACAGCGCUGCGUAUCAGAAUAAACAGAAGCAGUGGUGCAGAUUUAAAGACAGCCGCUGCAACAAUAUGGGGAGGACUGCCACAUCCCAGAAUUCAGCAGUGAACCUCAGUGAUGAUGGGAGAGGAUCCUUCAGUGUGCAGAUGAGUGGACUGAAGAAGAGUGAUGCUGGCUGGUACUGGUGCAGUGCAGGAGAUCUGCAGGUUCCUGUUCACAUCAGUGUCGGUGAUCCACCUCCAGGUGUUGCCAGUCAGGCAUCGAGGCAGUUUAGUUUUAAAACUGGAGCAUCUGUCACCAUCCCGUAUCGUUAUGAUAGGACAUAUAUACAACAUAGGAAAUACUGGUGCUUUGACGCUUCUGCAGCAUUCAAUUACUGCAAAAUUCAGGCUUAUGCCAAUGAGACACAGGGGAAAGUGACAGUGACUGAUAACCCAGCUGAGAGUCUCUUUACUGUGACUAUGAAUAAUCUCCAGACAGAAAACACUGGAACGUACUGGUGUGCUGUAGAGAUAGGUGGAAUACUCGAUCCAGAUGUUAAAGAACAACUUUAUAUCACAGUGAAAUCAGAUCCUGAUCUGUCUGUGAUGGAGAGCAGAGUGAGUGGUGAGGAAGGAGGCAGCGUCACAGUCCAGUGUAACUACAGCGCUGCGUAUCAGAAUAAACAGAAGCAGUGGUGCAGAUUUAUAGACAGCCGCUGCAACAAUAUGGGGAGGACUGCCACAUCCCAGAAUUCAGCAGUGCAGGUCAGUGAUGAUGGGAGAAGAUCCUUCAGUGUGCAGAUGAGUGGACUGAAGAAGAGUGAUGCUGGCUGGUACUGGUGCAGUGCAGGAGAUCUGCAGGUUCCUGUUCACAUCAGUGUCGGUGAUCCACCUCCAGAUCCUGAUCUGUCUGUGAUGGAGAGCAGAGUGAGUGGUGAGGAAGGAGGCAGCGUCACAGUCCAGUGUAACUACAGCGCUGAGUAUCAGAAUACACAGAAGCAGUGGUGCAGAUUUAAAGACAGCCGCUGCAACAAUAUGGGGAGGACUGCCACAUCCCAGAAUUCAGCAGUGCAGGUCAGUGAUGAUGGGAGAGGAUCCUUCAGUGUGCAGAUGAGUGGACUGAAGAAGAGUGAUGCUGGCUGGUACUGGUGCAGUGCAGGAGAUCUGCAGGUUCCUGUUCACAUCAGUGUCGGUGAUCCACCUCCAGGUAUUAUCACAUACACUGACCUCUACUUUAACAAAUGAAAAUCACAAUCAUGAUUAUUUUUCUUUUUCUUAGAUGUGACUGCAGGACUGACUACAGCAGUGACUACAGCGACUACAACCAGUGUAGCAGUGACUACAACCACUCACCAUGUCAGUACUUACACAUCUGGAUCGAAGCACAGUUCAG
Ictalurus punctatus (channel catfish) is the source of this 1813-nucleotide messenger RNA. Its product is annotated as polymeric immunoglobulin receptor. Lineage: Eukaryota; Metazoa; Chordata; Actinopteri; Siluriformes; Ictaluridae. The record is from RefSeq and is a predicted model, not a curated record. Bases 1 to 1665 code for a protein of 554 amino acids. The transcript has 7 exons.